CGCUCAGCCCGGUGCCCCAUAUUAUCCGCGUACGCUCAUCCCGUUGGACACAAAUAAGUAAGGUACGGAUACUCGCCAGUUGCUCUCUGUAAGGAUGGGAGUGGCCUGAUGUUGGUAAUCUGCAUUUCUGGCACCACUCUCAUUUAUACCAUUUUCCUUUCUUUCAUUUGUGCGCUAGCCAGGCGCAUGCGGCAAAGAGGAUUUUGUAAUUGCAACACCAGAGUGCGCAUGGAGGGUUGGUCCGAGGUCGCCAUAGACAUAAGUCGUCGUGGUUGUUGUUGUUGUCUCUUCCCAGCCCUUGACCGCCUUGCAAUGGCUAUGAAUUGUUCUCAUCUCGCAAGUGAAGGCUCAGGGUCCAGCCAUGUUGAACGGCGCUUCGCAACAACUAGAAAAGCAUUUGGCGAGAUGUCAGCUGGCUAAAAAGGCCAUGCAUUGCCUCUUGCUUCACACUGGUGCUAGGUAGCAAAAGGAAUCGCAGAUAUGUGGUUGUUAGUCCGUUCCUGCUGUGUUCGGCGUGUUCCCCGCAAAGCACGGCGCUUGGAGAUGCCUAGGAAAG
Colletotrichum acutatum is the source of this 556-nucleotide messenger RNA. RefSeq lists its product as uncharacterized. The record is from RefSeq and is a predicted model, not a curated record. The transcript has a single exon. The coding region runs from base 109 to 420 and encodes 103 amino acids. NCBI's taxonomy places the organism in Eukaryota, Fungi, Ascomycota, Sordariomycetes, Glomerellales, Glomerellaceae.